UGUAUGAUUUGUCAAAUGUGUAAAAACUUCAGCUUUCUCCCUCAAACGCCAUUAUAAUUCUCGCGUUAUUUUCUCUCUCUCGGAAUUUUCGCGAUUUUUGCAGCAUUUUUCACGCCAAAUCACGCCAAAAUCCGCGUGAAAAGGUGCCCGAGUGUCGUGUUGGUGAGGUGCAGUGUAGUGAGUAAAGUGAAGACGAAGGAGAAACGGACAAGAUGGGCUGCAACGUGAGUACCUCAUCUAAGGAGGCCGAAGAACGCUCCAGGAAGAUAGAUCGUGCUCUGCGAGCAGAAGGGGAGAGGCAGGCAUCAGAAGUGAAACUUCUACUCCUAGGCGCUGGAGAGUCUGGAAAAUCGACAAUUGUGAAGCAGAUGAAGAUUAUCCAUGAGCUGGGGUACACACAGGAGGAAUGCGAACAGUACCGCCCAGUGGUGUACAGCAAUACAAUUCAGAGUCUGAUGGCCAUAAUUCGCGCAAUGGGACAGCUCAGGAUAGAUUUUGCUGAUCCUAGCAAGACUGACAUUGCACGCCAGUUCUUCACAUAUGCCUCAGCAGCUGAGGAAGGUGUCCUGACUCCAGAAUUGGUGCAACUGAUGAAGAAAUUAUGGUCUGAUAUGGGAGUGCAGCAAUGUUUCUCGCGAUCGCGCGAGUAUCAACUGAAUGAUUCGGCGGCGUACUACUUGAACUCCCUGGAUCGCAUCUCGCAGCCCAAUUAUGUGCCGACGCAGCAGGAUGUCCUAAGGACGCGUGUCAAAACCACGGGAAUUGUUGAGACGCACUUUAGCUUCAAGAACUUGCACUUCAAAAUGUUCGAUGUUGGUGGCCAGAGGUCUGAGAGGAAAAAGUGGAUUCACUGCUUCGAAGGUGUUACAGCAAUAAUCUUCUGUGUUGCACUGUCUGGGUAUGAUUUGGUCCUGGCAGAAGAUGAAGAGAUGAACAGAAUGAUUGAAUCGAUGAAACUUUUCGAUUCAAUUUGCAAUUCAAAGUGGUUUGUUGAGACAUCGAUAAUUCUGUUUUUGAACAAGAAGGACCUCUUUGAGGAGAAGAUAACACGAUCACCUCUGACAAUCUGCUUCCCAGAAUACACAGGUGCAAACACGUACGAAGAGGCUUCGAGUUAUAUCAGAAUGAAGUUUGAGAAUCUCAACAAGAGGAAAGACCAAAAAGAAAUCUAUACACAUUUAACAUGUGCAACAGACACGAACAAUAUACAAUUUGUCUUUGAUGCCGUCACAGAUGUCAUUAUCAAGAAUAAUCUUAAAGAUUGUGGACUAUUUUAAAAAGAGAAAGAGGCAUAUUAAAAAAGCUCUCCAGAAAAAAAAUCAUGAAGAGAAAAACACGUGUUUAAGCGCGAUUAAGGGGAUAAAAAAAUUUUUAAUAUAAACUUAUUUAUUGACAAAAAUUCGGGACAAUUUCUCGAAUUAUUCUACCAGAUGAUCAGUCUUUUGAGGAGAAAUCUUUCACUCAAAAGAAGUAUUAUUACCUUUUUUAGUCAAGUUUUUACACUGUCUUAGCCGAAUUCUUUAUUAAAAAAAAGCAAACAUUUGAGCCAAAAUUUACUUAACAUUCCUUGCUAUUUUUUUUUGGAAAGUAUUAAUAAGGAUUUCUCCUCAGAAAAAAAACAUUUUCAUCUGGUAUGAUUCAGCCCGAGCUUCGAAAAAAAAAUAAUAAAAAUAUUUUUCAAAGAAAAAAAAACUAGUAAAGAAAACCUUUAAUCAAUGUGUCUUUAGAUGUUGACGUUACGUGAUAAUGUUGUGUCUAUAUUGUUUUCAAAGCAAAUAAGAAAAGGAAAUGGCUAAACAAAAAAUAUAACAUAAACGGAAGUUUGUACAAAAAAAAUGAAGUUGAAAAAUUUAUUCAAAGAAUAAUGAAUAUUCCUAAUUGUUUUGAAUAUUUUUCUCAGUGAAAUUUAAAUCGACUGGAAUGAACGCACAAAAUGUUCAUUUGCAUUUAUUUUCUUCCUUGCAAGAGCAAAAAAAAAACGAAAUGAGAUUAUGGGCACAAAAGUCAUGAAUUUCUUCAUCAUUUUCAACAAACUAACAUUUUUUACAAUGUAUUUUUCUAAUUUAUUUUUUUUUCUACAAAAUGUUAAAGCUAUAGGCAGCUUAGAGAUUGAAAUGAAGAAAAUAUCCAUGUGUUAUAAGAAGAAUAUUUUUUUAAUAAAUUUAUUCCACGAGUA
Phlebotomus papatasi is the source of this 2176-nucleotide messenger RNA. It is a transcript of the gene Galphai, whose product is annotated as G protein alpha i subunit. NCBI's taxonomy places the organism in Eukaryota, Metazoa, Arthropoda, Insecta, Diptera, Psychodidae. The transcript has 4 exons. Gene Ontology annotation, cellular component: heterotrimeric G-protein complex. The record is from RefSeq and is a predicted model, not a curated record. Bases 213 to 1277 code for a protein of 354 amino acids. Gene Ontology annotation, molecular function: GTP binding; G protein-coupled receptor binding; G-protein beta/gamma-subunit complex binding. Gene Ontology annotation, biological process: adenylate cyclase-modulating G protein-coupled receptor signaling pathway.